Molecule: messenger RNA, 549 nt
Organism: Antrostomus carolinensis (chuck-will's-widow)
Lineage: Eukaryota; Metazoa; Chordata; Aves; Caprimulgiformes; Caprimulgidae
Product: RIB43A-like with coiled-coils protein 2
Exons: 3
Coding region: 62-493 (143 amino acids)
Source: RefSeq, a predicted model, not a curated record
CUUUCACUGAAUUUAGGCUGCUGAAGUAGUUGAGAGAAAGAAGUUGGAAAAGUAUAAAAAAAUGAAAGAUGACAUGGAUGAAAUUUCCAGCCUCCUUCAAGGAGAUUUACUUUCUGAAAACCCUGAACAAGCAGUCAGUUCCUUUGGUAGACAUCGUGUGAUCACAGAUCGAUGGAAGGGAAUGAAUCAGGAGCAGCUGAUGGCAAUCCGUUACUCUCAACAGCAACAAGUUCUGGAGAAACUGGGACUGAAAGAGGAAGAACGCCAAAGAGAUGCUGAAUGGGACAGGCAAAGCAUACAGGCUGCAAGAGCGCAGUUGAUUUUAGAGCGGCAUCAACAGCGACAGGAUCGUGAGCGCCGCCAAGCUUUAGAUAACAUAAACGCAGAGCUAUCUCAGGAGCAGAAAUCAAAAAACAUUUAUCUUAAAGAAGAAGAAUAUUCAAAUUUCCCAACAGGCCAGUAUUACGCGCAGUUUAAUACAACCAGCCGAUGACAUUGUGAAUAAAUCAACCUGAAAUAUAUGGAAGUAUGUAGUCAUAUUAAAUUUUU